GAAACCCAAACCCAACCCACACUCAACACGACUGAAAUGCAAUACUUCCUAGACCACGUGACUGCAAGAUUACGUUUUAAAGAAAGCCUAUGAUAUUCCUUCUUCAAAUCUCAACUCUUGAGCAUUAUUAGCAGAUGGGUUUUACUUGUCAGUAUUCUGCAUCGAAUAUGUCUUUAUAAAUUGCACUCAAGAUCGGUCUGUCUGUGUUGUAACUUUUCCUUAUUGUUGAGAAUAUGUUUUGGUUCAUGGACAUGAAGGGAAUAUGCAUUUUACCAGUUUUCUUGGUCAUCUGGUCAUCCAGCACGUUUAUGGUUUCCUACCUAAUUGCAUUGUUCGAGCAUGAUGUGGGUUUUAUCUUACCCUAUAUAAGUGAAAUUGGGGCUAAACCCCCAGCGAGUUGUAUCUUUGGCUUGAUGACGGUCAUCACUGCAUUUGCAGGUAUGGCCACCAUGUAUGCCAGAUACAAGUUUGUGGAGAAGCUCAAUGAGAAGGCAGGUGGUGUGCCCCCAGCACUGAACAAGGCUGCUUUAUGGAUUGGAAUGCUUUCUUGUUUGGGGAUGUGUUUUGUCGCUACUUUCCAGGAAACAACGAUUAUUCAAGUUCAUGAUGCAGGUGCAAUACUCUUCUUCGUUUCUGGUGUGUUGUACACCAUCCUCCAGUCCGUUAUAUCCUAUAAGACCAUCCCCUAUGGAUGUUCCAUGGCCUUGUGUCGUGUGCGCACAGGAAUGGCAACCAUGGCCUUCCUGGCAGUUCCCCCCACUAUUAUCUGUGCCUUACUGCAUAGAACUGAAGACAAGGACUAUGUGUUCCAUCUGGUGAGUGCUGUGAGUGAGUGGAUCAUGGUCUUCAGCUUCAUCUUCUUCUUCUUCACCUACAUCCACGACUUUAAAAAGUUUAUUCUGAAGCUGAGAACAGAGUUUGUUUCCUGACGAAGCAUCGAUUUUAACCUUUUAAUCUGAAUAUUUACAAAAUCAAGUGUAUUUUUCUGUCCAUUCGGAAAGUAUUCAGACCCUUUCACUUUUACCACAUUUUGUUACGUUACAGCCUUAUUCUAUAAUGUAUUAAAUUGUUCCCCCCCCAAUCUACACACAAUACCCCAUAAUGGCAAAGCAGACAGGUUUUUAGAAAUGUUUGCUAAUGUAUAAAAAUAAACGUAUCACAUUUACAUAAGUAUUCAGACCCUUUACUCAGUACUUUGUUGAACCACCUUGGGCAUUGAUUACA
Messenger RNA from Salmo salar (Atlantic salmon), 1224 nucleotides. Its product is annotated as DNA damage-regulated autophagy modulator protein 1. Gene Ontology annotation, biological process: regulation of autophagy. The record is from RefSeq and is a predicted model, not a curated record. Lineage: Eukaryota; Metazoa; Chordata; Actinopteri; Salmoniformes; Salmonidae. Gene Ontology annotation, cellular component: lysosome.